Molecule: messenger RNA, 2475 nt
Organism: Annulohypoxylon truncatum
Lineage: Eukaryota; Fungi; Ascomycota; Sordariomycetes; Xylariales; Hypoxylaceae
Product: mitochondrial inner membrane protein-domain-containing protein
Exons: 2
Coding region: 99-2123 (674 amino acids)
Biological process (GO): cristae formation
Cellular component (GO): MICOS complex
Source: RefSeq, a predicted model, not a curated record
GUUUUUAAUUUCAUAAUACAUAAUACACCUCAUACGCCAACACCUUUACCACCACACAGCAACGGUAAUCGCACUUUGAAGGCUUGUUCGAUGCCCUCAUGUUGCGCACAUCGUUGCGAUCUGUCAGGGCCGUAGGCAGCAGGCCCGUUGCUGCUGCCUCUGCCCGUCAAUGGCAGCCCGCGAUCGCGAGAUCACCCGCCGUAGCUGCAAGGAGAUCCUAUGCCGAUGACAAGAAGCCUUCGAUAAAUGACUCGACGCCUGCAAAGCUACCCACGUCCGAGACAAAUACUGCUGCCGCAAGCGAUCCUCCCGCACUCAAGACGGAAUCCAAGGUUGCUUCUUCCACAAUCGGCUCUAAGGAUGUCCCUCAUACGCCGCCUCCAGCUCCGCCCACAUCAACAAGGAUAGAGACCAAAGCGCCUCCUCCGCCGCCUGCGCCAGUCAGGAAAAAGAAGGGCUUCUUCCGUCGUCUGCGUAAUUACCUCCUUACUUUAAUAUUCUUAGGUGCAGUAACCUUUGGUGGUGGCAUAUGGUACUCGCGCAUAAGUGACAACUUCCACGACUUCUUUACCGAAUAUGUGCCGUUUGGUGAACAAGCAGUACUUUACUUCGAAGAGCUCGAGUACAGGAAGCGAUACCCCGGAGGUCUUACCAUUGGUGGCCGAAACAAAGAUACCGGCGCCCAGGUCAAAAUCUCCCCUCAAAGCGGUGCGUCAUGGCGAGUAGCAGAUGCCGGCGAGCCCGCAGGCAGACAAUCUAGCGCGGUGCGGGAUCUCGUCGCUAGUAAGAGCUCUGCUUCUGGCCCCGAAAAGAAGGACGCUCCCGCAGCUGAAAGCAAGAAGUCCAAAGCGAAGCCUACUGAACCACCAAAGGGCGCUUCCCCGGAACCUGCUAAGGCUGUUGAGAAGCAGGCUUCCCCGCAGGCUCCAGCCAAACCCGACUCAAAGAAGGAAGCCCCAGCUUUCAAGGCACCUGAAGUUGAUGAGCCCUCUCGAUUUCCCCCUGCUAGCCCUAUCGACCCCCUGAGUGUCAAUGAUGCAGAUGUCCCCGUGGUCCAGGACCUAGUCAAGAUGCUCAACGACAUUAUCACGGUUGUGAACGCCGACAAUGCCGAUGACCGUUUCUCCUCUACCAUUGGUAAGGCUAAGAACGAGCUCAACAAGGUCGGCGCGAAGAUCCGAGAACUGAAGGCCCAGGUUGAAAAGGAUGCUGCCUCGCAAGUCUCAGCUAAGGUCAAGGAGUUCGAGGGCGCUGCUAACGAACUGGUCUUCCGUGUAGAGAAGGCAAUGGAGGCGCAAGAAAAGCAGUGGAGGGUAGAGUUCGAUGAAGAGAUGAGACAUGUUCAGGCUGCCUAUGAUGCGCGAAUGAAGACGGAGUUGGAGCGAGAAAAGCAGAUUAACGAGCAGAAACUCAACAACCUACUCCUAGAGCAAGCAGUUGAUCUAAAGCGACAGUUCUUGAAAGAGGUCAAGGACCGAGUUGAGGAAGAGCGAAACGGCAGACUUGGCAGGCUCGAGCAAUUAAGUUCAGCUAUCAAGGAGUUGGAAAACCUCACGACAGGAUGGAAUGAUGUCGUGGACCUGAACCUCAAGACUCAGCAGCUCCACGUCGCUGUUGAGGCCGUACGCGCAAGUCUCAACGAUGCCGAGCACCCGCGACCAUUCGUUCGGGAGCUCGUCGCGCUAAAGGAGAUCGCUACGGACGAUGAAGUGGUCAAUGCGGCUAUUAGAUCGAUCAACCCGUCGGCGUAUCAGCGAGGUAUCGCGACACCUUCCCAGCUGAUCGACCGAUUCCGACGCGUGGCAACUGAAGUGCGCAAGGCGAGCUUGCUUCCCGAGGACGCCGGUGUCGCAUCGCACGCGUCCAGCUGGCUGUUGAGCAAAGUAAUGUUCAAGAAGCAAGGCCUCGCCGUCGGUGACGAUGUCGAAAGCAUCUUGACCCGCACCCAGACUUACCUUGAGGAGGGUGACCUUGACGCCGCCGCUCGCGAGAUGAAUGGUCUUCAGGGAUGGGCGAAGACGCUCAGCCGGGAUUGGCUAUCCGAGGUUAGGAAGGUCUUGGAAGUGCAGCAGGCGCUGGAGGUAAGAUCUCCCCUUCCCCUUUUCUCAUACGAUUUUUCCUAGGUUGGGACUAUCAAUGCUAACAAAUAUUAGGUCAUCGCUACCGAAGCCCGCCUACAAAGUCUAAGGGUAGAAUAAAAAUUUCCUAGGAAGUCGAACAUGGCCCGGGGGAAUAGAGAAGCAUUUUCUUUUUACUUUGUCGCCCGUCCUUGUACAUUUGUAUCCACUUACCUACCUACCUACCAACCGACCUACUUGACCCUUUUUCCUAGAAAAAAGUAGAGAUGAGAAAGGGGGGGAUGGAUGGAGAUGGAAAAAGGGGAAGGGGAAAAGGGGCUGCUACGAUAGGCCUGUGUAUAAGAUAAUAGCACUCGAGAAAUAGACGGUCAAUAGGCCUGCUUUUAAGUUGUUUUGA